AUGAACGAAACUGAGGUAAAAGUUGAAAUAAAAGCAGAAUAUAAUGCCAAACUCGGCGAGAACGAGACCACGCCGCUACGGCAACUCGACGAGAACGAGACCACGCCGCUACGGCGACUCGACGAUAACGACGAGACGCCGCUACGCACAGUUGGAAUCCCUCAUUCUCCGGACUCCACUGAUUUCUCGACCGGUUGCAGUGGCCAUGGAUGGGAAAGCGACCACGACGAUGUCGAGAUCCGAUCUUUUCCUCGUACUCCGCGAAGUGAACUGACAAAACCAAAUAGUCCAACUAAUGCCACCGAAGACUCAGACUCAACGGACAACCUGGAAGAACUUGAAGCGUGCCGCGAAGCGACUCAGAAAGCGUUGGAAGAGUUGGAUCAGUUCAACGAGGAGCCGGAUAAGCGUAAGAAGAAGAAGCGAAAGCACAAGAGGGGUGAAUCUGAGGAAAGUGUUGCUGAAAAACGGACUCAAAGUAACAGUCCGGUCGAUGAUAAUCAAAAGGAAAACAAGCGCACCUCACGGGACAAUAAACGCACAAGCGAAGAGCAUCAACGGGACAGGAGACGCCACCACGAACACAAUCCAAGGGACGAUAGACGCCAUCACGAACACAAUCCAAGAGACGAUAGACGCCACCACGACGACAGUCAUAGGUAUAACAGACAUCGAUACGAGGAUAAACCAAGGGACAAGCGUGCACGCGAGGAUAAUCACAGGCUCAAAAGAGGCGAUUAUGACGCUAACCCACGAGACAAUGAACGCCACUAUGAGGAUAAUGAAAGGGAAAGUAAACGACUACGCGAGGAUCAUCAAAGCGAAAAAAGACGCCAUCAGGAGCAUAAGCAAAUGGAUAUUAAACGUCUACGCGAAGAUAAUCAAACUGAAGUCGAAGACCAGCGUGAUCCCAGGGUGAGAGUAACAUUAAAUGGCCUGCCGCGCAUCGCCACAAUAAAACAGGAGUCGACGUCCGCAGUGGAUUCAGAUUCGGAGUUUGAGUGGACUUAUGUUCGAGACGACGAGAGGCACAUCAAAGUCGUAAAUCUCGAGAAGUUGUGCCAGCAGGAGCAGAAUGAGGCCGUUGCAGAGGCGGCCAAUCCAGAGCCAUCACCACAAAAGCUGACAAAACGAGAAAAGGGCAACUUAGCCGAGAUUCGGGCCAAGCAAGUGCUCGAACUGUUCGAGCAGAAAAAAUUGGACGAUCAGGAGGAGGAGUUCCUUAUGAUGGACACUAUACACAAAGUGCCUAAGAGCGAGUUCUUCAUGAGUAAAGAAGCCUUCGAGAAUCCCUCGCCGAUAUGCAACAACUACAAUGUGGUUUAUGAGUUCAAUUCGGCGCCGGGAACCAGGAUUGAUUUGGCUAAAUGGGGGCUGGAAGCGUUGCCCGAUAGCACCAGGGAUCUGCUCCGGAUACUGGCCUACGAUGUGGAUCAUCUAAAACAGGGUCAGCUCAAGGCACAGCCAAACCAGCGCAUACUGAAACUAACACAGGAACAGCUUUUCAAUUCACCAUUUUCCGAACCGGAGGAAUUCGAUUCUGCGGCCCUUUACAUAAAUGCCUCGACCCAAACGGACUUCAGGCCCCACACGCACAGCGUCGGCACUCAGGCAAAACUGGAGGGACAGCCGAUAGGUGCCUUCUGGCAGGAACCGGACUUCGACAUGACCUUUUUGACGACGCCCCAAACGAAUGUGAUGUUUUCUUUGCAAGAGCUCUGCCGAACACUGCCAAGCCCCGCGCAUGCCUGUAGACUCUACCAAGCCCUUCUACCUGCUCUGGUUAACAAGCGCGAGUUUCGUUCACACAAAUAUUGA
This is a messenger RNA of Drosophila miranda, 1818 nucleotides long. RefSeq names its product protein panoramix-like. The coding region runs from base 1 to 1818 and encodes 605 amino acids. The record is from RefSeq and is a predicted model, not a curated record. Lineage: Eukaryota; Metazoa; Arthropoda; Insecta; Diptera; Drosophilidae. The transcript has a single exon.